UUUAGAACUGCUAAAGAAGCUGAAUUACAAGAGAAACGAGCACUUGAACGUGGUGAAACCUUACCUAAUGAAGCAAGAUUUGAUUCUAAUUGUAUUACUCCAGGUACAGAAUUUAUGACACGUUUACAUGAAGUAUUAAAAUAUUUUGUAGUAUCAAAAAUUUCUACAGAUAAAGCAUGGCAAGAUAUGAAAAUAUACUUAUCUGGUCAUGAGACACCAGGAGAAGGUGAACAUAAGAUAAUGGAUUUUAUUCGUCAUGAAAGAUCUCAACCUGGGUAUGAUCCAAAUACUAGGCAUUGUUUGUAUGGUUUAGAUGCUGAUUUAGUAAAUUUAAAAAUUAUCCUGAACUCUUUUUUCAUGUUGAAAACUUUAUCUUUUCCAUAUAAUCUGGAAAAUAUUAUUGAUGAUUGGAUCUUAAUGGGAUUUUUAGUUGGAAAUGAUUUUAUUCCUAAUUUACCUUAUCUUCAUAUACAACACGAUGCUCUUAGAAUUUUAUAUAAAGUAUAUAUCAAAGUAUUGCCAACUUUAGAUGGUUAUAUAAAUGAAAAUGGAAAACUUAAUUUACAGAGAUUUGAAAAAUAUUUAAAAGAAUUAUCACAGCAUGACUAUGAAAAGUUCAAUGAUACUUAUGCUGAUUUGAAAUAUUGGGAAGAAAAGUGGAAGAAAACUGGAAAAAAAUUAGAUUCUGAUGAAAAAAUUGACAAGAAAUCAAUGGAUUUUCUCAAUUGUCUAGAUAAAUUGAAUGAUAAAAUGGAUUCUCUUAGUGUAGAAGAGAAUAAUACAUCAGAUGACAAUAGUGAUAGUAGUGAAGAAUUAUUUGAAUUAGAAUUUCAGCAGCAUAAGCGAAAUUAUUACAUGAAUAAAUUAGAUUACGAAAAUGUUACUAUAGAAGUGUUAAAAGAACAAGCAUACUGUUAUGUACAAGCCAUUCAGUGGAAUCUUCAUUAUUAUUAUAAUAGUGUAAUUUCUUGGAGUUGGUAAGUAUUUCAAAACAGUUGAAAUGCUUUAUAAUGUAAAAAUCAAUAAUAAAAUAAAAUGAACUAUGAUCAUAAACAACAUAAUCAUAUAUUGUGAUUAUAAUAUGAUUGUAAAAAUCAUAACAAUUAUAAGUUAUGAUUGCCAUAUAAGAUAACAUAAGAUCAUAAUCAUUUUAAAAUAAUAACAAAGAGUAUCAAAUUAAAAUUAAAUUCAGAUGUUUUAAUGAUGAUAAAAAAUGAAUUCAUAUUACAAAGUUAUAAGAUUAAAAAUAAAAUGUUUGAUUUAAAUAUUAGAGAGAACAUUGUCUCCCUAGUAAGCAAUUUUUGAUGAAGAACAUAUGAUAAGCUAAGAUCUAUCAUCAUCAUACUUAUGAA
This is a messenger RNA of Centruroides sculpturatus (bark scorpion), 1352 nucleotides long. Its product is annotated as 5'-3' exoribonuclease 1-like. The record is from RefSeq and is a predicted model, not a curated record. Lineage: Eukaryota; Metazoa; Arthropoda; Arachnida; Scorpiones; Buthidae. Gene Ontology annotation, cellular component: nucleus. The transcript is spliced from 10 exons. Gene Ontology annotation, biological process: nuclear-transcribed mRNA catabolic process; rRNA catabolic process. Gene Ontology annotation, molecular function: RNA binding; 5'-3' RNA exonuclease activity. The annotation marks the transcript as partial.